AUCAGACAAAAACCAGUACACGUGUCAUGAAAAUAAAAUAAUUUGUGUUUAUCUCUCUACAAUUUUUCAUUUUAUCUUUCAUUUACAGAGGCUUGUAAUAGUCGAACUGUUCCACGACCAAAACCAACACCUGCCCCACAAACACCCACAACAACGCCAAGACCAAACAUUACAUUCCAAACCUUUAAAUGUCCGCCAGAAUAUGCAACGUGGUAUUGUCUAAACGGAGCGACCUGCUUUACUGUGAAAAUCGGAAAAGAAGUUCUCUACAAUUGCGAAUGCCCUGAUGGUUAUAUUGGACCUCGCUGUGACUAUAAAGAUCUCGAUGGUUCUUAUUUAGCUGGUAGACCUCGUGUAAUGCUUGAAACAGCAAGUAUCGCCGGUGGUGCUGUUGCUGCAUUAUUUCUCUCAAUCGUUGUGUUCUUUUUUGUGUAUGUCCGAUGGCAUCAAAACAAAAAGCGAGAACAAAAUGAAGAAGAAAGCUUUCAGCAACCUCAAAAUGGUCAGACAAAUGGCCAUCAGAAUCUUGGAGCAGAUGUCGUCGAUGGACCUUGCACAUCGUCAUGCUGCUGUCAACAGUCACAAGUGUAUUUUAGUAGUCAAUUAAGUAGCAACGUAACAAAUGCAACGAAUGGUGAUAACAGCAACUUGCAACAUCCACAACAGCAACAAUUCCAAGCAGUGUCACACGCUCAUCAUCAUCAUCACCACCCACCACCUAGACGACCAUUUGGACCACACCAUUACCAACCAGUUUCAAUGAGUGAAGUGAUUUUGAGAAGUUAGAUGUUGACACGUCUUCGAAGACGAUAAAAGAAAAACUAAAUCGGUGACGAUAAUUAAAGAAUUUCAAUUGACGAUUCAAAAACUAAAAAGAAAAUUAAAAAUAUUAAAAACAAGAAUUCCAAAUACAAAAACAAAGAAAUUAACGUAGACAUAAAAGAACCAAGAUAUUUAAUUUAUUUCAUUUGCCUUUUUUGCGGACUUUUCACGUUCGAUAC
Messenger RNA from Clunio marinus, 1001 nucleotides. The record is from the annotation of a GenBank genome assembly. NCBI's taxonomy places the organism in Eukaryota, Metazoa, Arthropoda, Insecta, Diptera, Chironomidae.